This is a messenger RNA of Amoebophrya sp. A120, 1004 nucleotides long. The record is from the annotation of a GenBank genome assembly. Lineage: Eukaryota; Dinophyceae; Syndiniales; Amoebophryaceae.
CCACUUGCACCGGUCCGCGCGUACUUGACAAAAGCGCCGGGUUGCGCAGCAGAAGCGGGCUUCCGCCGCGAUCGGUUGCUGCAGUGGUGCGAAUGCCGACGUGGAAAAAUAGUUACCGCAUCACCCCGGCGACGCGCGCGCCAGAUUCUUCUUUGUCGCUCUCACCGGGCGGAAGUGCUGCGCUUUCCUUCCCGUCACUCAAGCCAGCAGUCCGCUUGGCCACUCUUGCUGGAGCAGACAACGCACAACAGGCAGCAGCAACUGAGAGCGCCGUACCGUGGUCAGGUGCUGGACCCCAGGACGGUCAUCCAGCCUCGGAAACGGCGUUUCGUGUGCGACAUGUCGGAAGCGGAGCGUGUUGCGUCAAGUUUUGACACCGCCCAUGGCUCCAUCCUUCUUCCCAGUUGGCGCCCGGGGAACAACGGAGCAGUUCUUUACCGAUGGCGUCGCGGCGCGGGGCCUUUGUUGAGCAGUUUGCAUUAGCACACCGGGGAGCACAAGCGGUACGCGCGCCACAGGAGUCGCGUUGCGGAGAGGAAUCGGAGUAGGUGCUCCGAGGAUCAACUCAGUGCAAACAAGUUGGCGUCAGGUGCUCCUUCGCGUGGCUUGGCUUGUUGUAUUUCCUGAACUCUUCAGUCUUUAUCAUCUUUUAUAAAUUUUCUUGUGCCGUGCUAAUUAUUGCUCGAAACAAAAGAAGACAGUGACAGAACCUUCUAUCUCGUAUUGCAUGCGUCAGCAACUCUUCAUCAAAUGUAGUUUUGAAUGAGUGAAUGACUUACCCAACUGACGGCGUUAUUGGAGAAUUAGCAACAACUGUUGGAGGUCGAGAGACGAGGUCCUCCCUCUUCUGCGAAGCAAGGAAGUGUUAUGCAUAGGGCUGCGGUUGGAUAAAACAUGCGAAGUUUUGGGGGCUGGUGUGCUGGCCUCAGGCUAGGAACGACUUUUUUACCAUGUGCUUGUACAACAAACGACGUAUCACGUGAUUGCGUCGUCCUAGGGCGGAG